Messenger RNA from Nicrophorus vespilloides, 510 nucleotides. RefSeq lists its product as uncharacterized. The record is from RefSeq and is a predicted model, not a curated record. The transcript has 4 exons. Bases 1 to 510 code for a protein of 169 amino acids. Lineage: Eukaryota; Metazoa; Arthropoda; Insecta; Coleoptera; Silphidae.
AUGUCGCAUUCACAAAAGACGCUCCUCCUCGUCGUCGCAUUGUUCUCGCUGCUGCUUCUUGCACCGUGCGAGGAAAUCAAGCACAGGGUCCGAAGGAAAGUCCUCUUCAGCAAAAACUCCAAACUAUUCUUUCGCUUCAAUGUUAAAGUAACUAUUCUGCCAUGGGGCAUCUUGUUAGCCCACGCUUACGCCGUGAGGGUCAACUACGAGCUUCCAGAUACCAUCCAGAAAUUCUACAGAUUCUGGAAACGAAACGUCCACGAGGAAAUCGAAACAGAAAAUAACAUCCAGCCUGGAUACGUUCACGGAUACUCGUGUAUUUUCAGCAUGCUCUGCGGUUUCGUUGAUAGCGUUCAGAGUUCACGUAGCUGCGGGAUGUUCUGCGAAAUGGGCAAAAUUAUUGCGUCAUCUUCCGGUUUAGACGCUGAAUUCUUUAAAUCGAUCGUUUCCAAAUGCGAAUAUUAUCAGACCAAAUGCAGGAUGACCAAUACACCAAUAAUUGGAAUGUAA